This is a messenger RNA of Carassius auratus (goldfish), 1744 nucleotides long. RefSeq names its product major histocompatibility complex class I-related gene protein. Gene Ontology annotation, cellular component: external side of plasma membrane. Gene Ontology annotation, biological process: immune response. Lineage: Eukaryota; Metazoa; Chordata; Actinopteri; Cypriniformes; Cyprinidae. The transcript is spliced from 8 exons. The record is from RefSeq and is a predicted model, not a curated record. Bases 92 to 1132 code for a protein of 346 amino acids.
CAACAUCGACAGCCGAAGUGUCUGGAUCACUUAUUUUAAUUACAUUUUCUAGAAGGAUUAUCGGAAAGGAAUUGUUUCUCAGGCAAAAGAAAUGAUGCAGCAUGUAGUGCUUUUGCUCCUCGGAGCUCAUCUUGCCUCGGCUGGAACACACUCUCUGAGAUAUUUCCACAUUGGUGUGUCUGGAGUCAAUGAUUUCCCAGAGUUCACAGCGGUCGGUCAGGUAGAUGAUCAGCAGUUUGAUUACUUUGACAGCAAGAUAAUGAAAGAUGUGCCGAAGACUGAGUGGAUCAGACAGAAUGUAGGAGCAGAUUACUGGGACGGAGAGACUCAGAAACGUAUUAGCCACCAUCAGCGCUUCAAAGUCGACUUCCAGACUCUAAAGGGCCGCUUCAACCACACAUCAGGUGUGCACACAAUCCAGGAGAUGUACGGCUGUGAGUGGGAUGAUCAGACUGGAGCAACAAAUGGGCUCUACCAGGAUGCUUAUGAUGGAAAGGACUUUGUGUAUUUCGAUUUGAAGGAGAUGAGAUAUAUUUCCCCAGUAUAUCAAGCAAUCCCAACUCUACAGAAAUGGAAUGAUGACAAAGCCCUUCUUGAGAAUGACAAAAAUUACUUCAGCAGUGUGUGCAUUGAGUGGCUGCAGAAGUAUGUGCAGUAUGGAAAGAGCAGCCUGGAGAAAACAGUCUCUCCUCAGGUGUCUCUGCUGCAGAAGUCUUCCUCAUCUCCAGUAGUGUGUCAUGCUACAGGAUUUUAUCCCAGUGGAGUAACAAUCUCCUGGAUGAAGAAUGACCAGGAGCAUCAUGAGGAUGUGGAGGUUGGUGAACUUCUUCCUAAUGAGGACGGGACCUUUCAGAAGACAAGUGAACUCAAAGUUACACCUGAAGAGUGGAAGAACAACCAGUUCAACUGUGUGGUGGAGCACCAGGGCAAAACCAAGAGAGCAAAUGAGAUCAGGACAAACAAUGAGUCUGUUCCCAUUGGCAUCAUUGUUGGUGCUGUUGCUGCUGUGGUUCUGUUGGUUGUCAUUGCUGUUGCUUCGUAUAUGGUGUAUCAGAAGAAAAAAGGCUUUAAACCUGUCAACGCCUCUGAUGAUGGUUCUAACAGCUCAGCUCAUACAGAUCCACAUGCAUGAAGAUGAGACCAGAAUUGUGGGAGAGAUGAAGUUGAAUGAUGCAUAUCCUGCUCUCCAUCUUGCUUACAGAGCUGCACAUAAACACACACACACACACAAACACACACAGCACAGCACAAUAUCACAAAUUUCUGUGAUUGGAUUGAUCUGUCUCGUGGUUUUUAUGGUUGAUUGAUUUGUGAAAGAUUGAUUUAUAUGCUAAUAAUUGAUGUCUCAAAAAAUAAAUGAUUGUUUUUUGUGACUGUUGUCUGUGUAUACAGUCAAUGUCAAACACCUGUGUUAAACAGCAUGUCUCUCAAUCUAAAAAGUGGAUAACAGAUUGGAUAAUUUUACAUCAACUAUAUUAAACUAUCAACUUGUAGGCUUUGUGUUUUAUUCAUGGUCUGGGAUUAAUGGGGGUUUCAGCUUAUAGUUUCUUUAUUUGUUUUAAAUGAUUUAGAUGAUAAAUCUAUACAAAUAAACAUUUAUAUGAAUAUCUGAGCAGUACAAUACAAUUUUUUCUUUUUUCUUAAUAAUCUAAUAUGAGAUACAUUAAUGUCUUUGUAUAUUGGUUGCCUUUGGGUUGUAAUGUUGUUGUUUUUUUGGAUUAUUUACAAAUAAAGAAACCUCACA